AUGCUCUCCACUCUUGUUCUCGUCGGCGACUUCGCCAUCGUCUACACCAUCGGCAUGAUGCGCCUUCUCUUCGAGCUAUUUUUGUACCUUGUCACAGGCAAGACAACCCUACUUCAAAGGGACAGCAGCAGCGGCUUUGAAAGCAGCAGCAACAAUGGCAGCAACAACAGCAGCCUCAGCAGCAACAACAACGGCAGUGCCCUCAUCCGCACCAUCAAGAUCAGCCGUGGCGGUUGA
Molecule: messenger RNA, 237 nt
Organism: Neurospora hispaniola
Lineage: Eukaryota; Fungi; Ascomycota; Sordariomycetes; Sordariales; Sordariaceae
Exons: 2
Coding region: 1-237 (78 amino acids)
Source: RefSeq, a predicted model, not a curated record